Molecule: messenger RNA, 1428 nt
Organism: Oldenlandia corymbosa var. corymbosa
Lineage: Eukaryota; Viridiplantae; Streptophyta; Magnoliopsida; Gentianales; Rubiaceae
Source: the annotation of a GenBank genome assembly
AUGAACAACGGCGGAGAUUUGUCUCAACAACAACAACCACAACAACCGCCGCAGCAAGUGCCGGCGCAGCCUCCUCAGCCGCAACCUCCGCAUCCUCAACACCACCACCAGCAAUGGCUGGCGAUGCAGCAAUACCAGCAGCAGCAAUGGAUGUCUAUGCACAUGCAGUAUCCCGCCGCCGCCAUGGUGAUGCAGCAGCAGAUGAUGUACGGCGGCGGUCAGUACGUGCCGGCGGCGGCUUACUACCACCACCAACAGCAGCAGCAUCACCAGCAGCAUCAGCUGUACCAGCAACAACAACAGCAGCACCACCAACAGCAACAACAGCAUAAACAGGGUCAGAUGCAGGUUCCCAGCGAGGAGAACCGUACGAUCUGGAUUGGAGAUCUCCAGCCCUGGAUGGACGAGAGUUAUCUUCAGACUUGCUUCGCCCAAUCUUCUGAGGUUAUCUCUGUCAAAGUCAUUCGGAAUAAGCAGACCGGUCAGUCAGAGCGAUAUGGAUUUGUUGAAUUCGGUUCUCAUGCAGCUGCUGACAAGGUCCUGCAGGGAUUCAAUGGUUCAUCUAUGCCAAAUUCAGACCAAGUCUUCCGCCUUAACUGGGCAGCCUUUAGCAUGGGUAAUAGACGACCUGAAGCUGCUGCUGGUGGUGGUGGUGCUGGUGCUGGCGCUGGUGUAGGCGCUGGUUCUGAUCUGUCAAUUUUUGUGGGAGACUUGGCUUCUGAUGUUACGGAUACUCUAUUGCAUGAAACCUUUGCAAGUAAAUAUCCAUCUGUUAAAGGUGCAAAAGUAGUAGUUGAUCCAAACACUGGCCGUUCGAAGGGAUAUGGUUUUGUUAGGUUUGGAGAUGAAAAUGAGAGAACCCAGGCUAUGACUGAGAUGAAUGGCGCAUAUUGUUCCAGUAGGCCAAUGAGGAUUGGUGUCGCUACUCCGAAGAAGGCUUCAACACAGCCGCAGUAUUCUUCUCAAGCUGUAGUUUUAGCUGGAGGUUAUCCAUCAAAUGGUGUGCCACAUGGUUCGCAGUCUGACAGUGAUUCGUCGAAUACAACAAUUUUCGUGGGCGGUCUUGAUUCCGAGGUUACUGAUGAAGAAUUGCGAGAGUCCUUCAGUCAAUAUGGCGAAGUGCUUUCUGUGAAAAUACCUUCUGGGAAGGGCUGCGGUUUUGUACAAUUCGCCAAUAGAAGCAACGCAGAGGAUGCGAUGCAGAGACUUAAUGGAGCUACUAUUGGAAAACAGACAGUGCGGUUGUCUUGGGGCCGGAAUCCUGUAAACAAGCAGUUUAAAAUGGACUCAGGCUACCAGUGGAAUGGACCUUACGGCAGGCACGGCCAGAAUGGAUAUGGGUACCCCAUGCAACAAAACCAGGAUAGGAACAUGUAUGCUGCCGCAGCAGCUAAUGGUCACGGAGGCUACCAGCAGCCAGUUAACUAA